Mesorhabditis spiculigera is the source of this 831-nucleotide messenger RNA. The record is from the annotation of a GenBank genome assembly. Lineage: Eukaryota; Metazoa; Nematoda; Chromadorea; Rhabditida; Rhabditidae.
AUGCCGAACGACGGCGACAAUCAAACCGUGUUCACAAUCGCGCCCGGGCAGUUGCGCAUCGACAUUCAGGCACUAUCAGACACGGGGCAAUGCGCGACGUACCAUCAGCUUUUUGCGAAUAGUGAUGCGGCAAAAGACUACCGUAUUCUCAUUUCCGCCCCACAAGGCAUCGACGACGAUGACAAAUACUUGUUCCGAAAGGGCUCUGAAGGAAAAUAUAUCUACUAUCGGCAUUCAACUCAACCCCAGCCCAGCAUCUCGUUCGAUUUGAAGGGCCUCUGCGCGGUCAACUUUUUUAAAGGCUUGAUCGAGUCGGAAGCCACACAGUUUUACGGCGGUCUAGGCAAAAUCGGGGACCGUGUCUUCCACCGCGAUGUAAUGCCAGCAGAAAUAUUUUCGCACUUUGUUAUACUGGACGUGAUCAGUGCGGACUAUUGCAGUUUGACGGCGAGUCGGGGGACAAGUCUAGCGUGCAAUACACAAUUCGUCACGGGCUGCGCGUCCGGCGUGUUGGACAUUCCACAAUACUGUAAUCGUGGCGGUGCUCAGGCGAUGGCAUAUCGAGUUAACGCUACCUGCGAGCAGCUCGGUGGCUCGGGUGGACUUGUCUUCGGGCUGAUGAACCCGAUCCCGGCCGGAAUGGAAGUUGAGGUGGCUUACGCAAAUCACAUGACUUUGCUAAAUGAUGUCAAAAAUUAUGCGUUAAACACCAAUGAAAGCACUGCGAUGAUAUCAUACUCGAGUGGUGAGGACACUUUUUGGUCUCCUAGUUCUGCAAGGGGCAUUGGAACGACCCUUGCAGCACUUCUCGUCAUAACCCUCAGCAUGCCA